UGCUGUAUGGAGAAAAAAAAAAAAAAAACAGGUGGCUGAGCCUGACACCGUCUCAGGUCCUUCCACCUCAAGGGAAGGGUGCAUAUUCAGUGCUUCCUUCACUCAGUGUACGCAGGGGAAUGUGAGCCCUGAGUGACAGACGAGCCGCUGAGUCGCUCAAGCCCGCCCCUCUCCUUCGCCCUCAUCUUGAGCUCUCGACCUAGUACCGGAUAUUUUAUUUGAAAAUUAGGUGUUCUGAAAAUAUACGUGCUGUGCAUAAUAGGGUAGGACGUUGUCGUGGCAGCUUCCGCUUUACAAACGUUUUUUAUUUUUUAUUAUUGAACUAAAUUCUCAGCUCACUAGCUUAUCCUUCACGAACGACCAGUGUCAGUCCACCAGUUAGCGAGCUGAGCUGCACGUUCGGACGUGUUUCAGUACAGAAAUGCAGCACGUGAAGUAACACCGACACUUGUUUUACUGUUUGUUAAGAAAAAUUAAUCCACGUGGUCGCAGAGCUCUGUGGUCAUAGGGUCGGCUCGAGCAGCGUCAGACGCAUGAGGGUUCUACGUACACAGACUGAUAGCCAAUAGUAGUUUAUAUGCAAAUCAGGUUCAAAGCUGUCCCGGGGAAUCACAGUUUCGCGCCUAGAGCAUCCUCUUGGCCUGUAUCAGGGGUAACGCCUCUGUUAUUUUGUAUGUGCGUCAUUAAUUGAGACCAUUUUGAUCAUAUAGAGACGGAUACGGCUCGUUAUAUAUUGUACAGGCGGUAAAAAUGAUAAGUUGGCAGAGUGACAGCAGUCCAGUCAACGGGACAAGAUGAGAAAAGGGCUUUUGUCGCUCCCAGAGGGCUCGGUCGAUAAUAACGCCGUGGGUUCGCAGGCAACAGGGACCCUCUGCGCUUCGCCCUGUCCGAGGAGGGUAAAAGCCGACGAGACGACAGACGGGCUAAAGUACUCUACACCCACGGGACGCUCAACGAGCGGGUCAUGGCAGAAAUGUAAGAGCGAACGAGCCCAGGCAAAGAGAAGGCUGGAGCUGUCAGUCGGUGACCCCCAGGACCUUCAGGAUGGUGGCAGGACUGCCAAGGCCAAGAAGCCCAUGGCCUCUCUGUCCCACACAGGAGAAAAGACUCCCGCCCCCUGUCCCAUAACAUGCACUUCCUUGUACGAGAAGACACGCUAUGACACCUCGCUUGGCCUCCUGACGCGGAGGUUUGCAGAGCUGCUGAGCCGCUCCUCCAAUGGGGUGUUGGACCUAAACGUAGUUGCCCAGGAGCUCAAUGCCCCUAAGAGGCGGGUCUACGAUGUCACCAACGUCCUUGAGGGGAUCCAACUCAUUAAAAAGAAGUCUAAAAACAAUGUUGAAUGGUUGGGUGGUCGAGUGAAUGUACAAAUAGGUCAAGAGCUGAGGGCUCUCAUUGAGGAGGAGAAGAGGCUGGACGAGUUGAUCCAAAGCUGUAGGCGGCAGGUUCACCAGAUGUGUGAGGACCAUCAAAGUCAGAGAUUUGCAUAUUUGACAUAUGAGGAUGUUCAAAGGAUCCCCAGUCUUAAAGAACAGACUGUGAUUGUGAUCAAAGCCCCCGCAGAGACAAAACUGGAGGUCCCACAUCCAGAAGAGAGCCUCCAAGUCCAUCUUAGCAGCACCCGGGGGCCCAUUGAGGCAUUCCUUUGCUCUGAUGACAUCCCUGUGGAAGCCACAGACGCCUCUUUGGCCGAUGGGAAAGACUCCGUCCCCCUCUUGCCUUACUCGUCCUUUGUCCAGGUGUCUUCCAAAGACGAUGCUAACAAUACUUCCAGAAUCAAUAGUAUCUACAACCCGCUGUCCGAUUCAACACAACAUUCAUCACCGGUCACUGUCACCCCCGUCUCCCCCAUGCCCACCUCCCUCACCUCCCUCCAACCCCCCUCUGAAGACCAACAGAGUUUUGUCACCCUCACUCCACCCCUGGCCUUCUCUCUUGAUGGGGAGGAGUACCUCCUGAGCCUGGCUGAGAAUGAGGGCAUCACUGACCUCUUCUCCUCUGUUGACCUGGACCAAUUGCCCCUGGAUAUGCCCCUCCUCUGAACAGCAUCUUUGGAAGUUAAAUCAUUUUUGAAGGAAUCCGUAUCUUCACACAAACAGGAUAUCAUGGGGAAAUCAAAUAAAAGAACAAAGCGCUGCUCUGAA
Messenger RNA from Xiphias gladius (swordfish), 2144 nucleotides. It is a transcript of the gene e2f3, whose product is annotated as E2F transcription factor 3. The coding region runs from base 795 to 2042 and encodes 415 amino acids. Lineage: Eukaryota; Metazoa; Chordata; Actinopteri; Istiophoriformes; Xiphiidae. The transcript is spliced from 7 exons. Gene Ontology annotation, cellular component: RNA polymerase II transcription regulator complex. Gene Ontology annotation, molecular function: DNA-binding transcription factor activity, RNA polymerase II-specific; protein dimerization activity; RNA polymerase II cis-regulatory region sequence-specific DNA binding. Gene Ontology annotation, biological process: regulation of transcription by RNA polymerase II. The record is from RefSeq and is a predicted model, not a curated record.